AGAGAUAACAAAAAAAAUGAAAAACUAUUUUCUCCGUUUUUCUAUUCAAGCUUAAUUUACCGUGGUGAAUUUAAAGAGAAAACAUAUUGUACUUGAAAAUCUUUAUCUAGUUAAAUAUUUUCUUUGCAUAAAACUGACUUUAUUUCUAAGCUAUAUAAAAUAAGUGGUAUAUUAUUCUUGCAUUAGCUAAAAACUGAUAUAAUAAUUAUAAGUAAAAGCAUAAUGGAAAUGCAUAAAUAGAAAAGGAAAACAAGAAAGCAUGUAGCAAUUGAAACCUAAGUAUGAAAAAAUGAAACAAAAUUAUCAAAAUUAAAAUAAAUGUUAACAAAUUUGUCUUGUUACUUUAGCAAUUCAUAAGAAUUAAAUGUAGAAAAUAUCAACUUGAUCAUGAUACGAAAAUCAAGCUUGCACAUUUAUAGUUUAACAACAAAAUCCAAACUACACUAUUCUUCAACUCUUAGUUUUUUAUCUCGGAUAUAUAAAAUACUUGAGAUGGAAGUAAAUGCCUCAAUAAUUUACUUGAAUCUCGUGACAUCAACUCCAACAGCAACGAAAAACUUUCCCUUUUAUCGGACAAUACCAUAACUGUAACAAAUAACACACUUCCUUAUUACAAAUUUCAUACUUAUUGUACUUUUAUGGAUACAUAAAAUAUCGCUUAGGAAAAGAGCAAAACUCUAUUUUUAUUCAUUACUAAUAACAGCUCCUGAGUUCCCGAUCACCAUGGAAACCACUGGAAACACGUUGUCCACGAUUCUCUCGUGUUCAUGGUAUUUUAGUACCCGUCUCCAACCCCGUGGGAACUAAAUGGGAUUUAUAUAUAUACCACAGACAACUAAGGUUAUUUCUCUCAUCGAAUUUCAUUCAGCUCUAAGUAAUAAUGAUGUAUUUUAAGUUAUAGAUUUGGAUUAUUCGCGGUGUCUAAAUUCCUGAACAAGAUGCUGCUAGAACAAGAAAAAACUAUGAAAAACCAAUCCGAGAAUUCAAAAAGGUCGCUAAGUUCAACUACAAGUUUAGACCUUUCUUCUGUAUCUUCAUUCACAAGUUUUUCUGAAAAAAGUUAUAAUGAGAACGAUGUGAAAGAAUUUGUGGCAGAAAAGCUGAAUAAAAGACUAAAUGAUGUAUUGCACGGCCUACGUACAUUUGACAAGGAAAACACUGGAAAAGUUCUACCAGCUAAUUUACACAACGUUCUAAAUAUAUUUUGCUAUCCAUUAACUUUGAUGGAAUUUAAAGAACUAACGUCACAGGAAAAACUAGAUGGGAAUGGAUGUAUAACCUAUAGAUCUUUUCUCCAAAAUCUAACGGGGCGAAGAAACGAAAGAGAUGAUUUUAAUAGGAAUAGAAAGAAAGAGAUGAACCUUUUAGACGAGAGUACUGAAGAAUUGGAAAUUAGAAUGAAAAGAAAGAUAAGUAAGAAUCUUAAGACAUUCAUACGCUGUAUGUGGUUAUACGAUCCAAAUCGAGACGAGAUGAUCCAGAAACACGAAUUCCGUGCUGUUCUAGAAAAUCUGUGCUUCCAUUUAACAGACGAACAAUUUGACAGGUUGUGGCUCUUAUAUGAUCCAAACAUGAGAGGUGUUUUAAACUACAAAGACUUUCUACUGAAAUUAGGAACUCGAACAGAGUCAUACAAAAGAAUCAUACCCAAAGGGAUGAAAUCAAAAAUCCUCCACCAAACCACCACAAUUGAUGCUUCUGAAUCAAAAAAAGAACGUACUCGUAAAAAGUUUGCAAAGUUAGGAAGAGAUGACCCAGAAAUCCAAGGACAAGUCUUCAGCAGUAUUGUCGAAGUAUUUCGGAAAAGAGUUGAAAAGAACUUUCCCAUUUUGCUUCGAACUUUCCGAAUCAAAGACAGCAGUGAUAAUGGUUUUGUUUCUUUAACAGUAUUUCACCAAGUAUUAAACUAUUUUGUGAUGCCAAUGUCUUCUCAAUUAUUCAAACAAGUCUUAACAAAUUUUAAUGUUCCUACAUCAGCAAACAAAAUUCAAUGGUAUGAAUUUCUAAAGAGUGUUUGCAUGAAGAAUGCCCACAAUUCUGGAAGUAAUACUCAGUAUUCGAAAUCUUACAAUUGGAGCGCUUGUAGAUCUAUCAUUGAAAAACUGAAGAAAGCAGGAACGAGCUCAGAAAACUUCUUUGGCAAAUCUUUUACUGUUCUUGAUCAAAACAACAAAAGAACCAUUACAAGAGCAGAACUGAAAAGAGCCAUCAAUCAACAACUCUUGUUGCCUCUGGGGGAGGAAGAAUUUAGAGCAUUAAUGUUUAUAUUGGAUCCUGGACAUACAAAUGUUGUGGACUGUCAAAACUUCCUUUCGAUCUUCGAAUCAAUGCAAAAUGAAAAGAACAAUAACUCGAAUCACAGUCCAGCUAAUGAAGAACUUCAAAAUGAAAGAAUAUCACCAACACUGGCUGGGGAAAAGCUGAAAAUGGAGUUUAAAAAGAACUUUAAUAAAAACUUAACAAAUAUAGAAAAGGCUAUAAAUGCAUUUGAUUCUGAAGAAACUGGUUUCAUGCAUAUUGAUGAUUUUCGUAAAAUUCUACAAAGUUUCUGCUUUCUGUUAACCGAUUCUCAGUUCAGAGAAAUUCUUGGUAAUACUCCUGUAGUUAUUAACAAGAUAAAUUACUCUCAUUUCAUAAAGAACUACAAGAAAGGUAGUUUUGAGGAUGAAGAAAAAUGGGCACUCUGCGUGAAAAAAUUAACAGCUUUCCCAGAUAAAGUGAAAAAGUUGGAUGCUGAUGAUGUAAUAAGACACAUUAAAGAAGCAGUAAAAUGCCACAAGGACAAAUUUCUUCAAGAAUUUAAGGAACAAGAUUUUUGCAAUAUCGGAAUAGCGAGACAAGAGGUGGUUCAAAAACUUCUUCAUAAGUAUGUUUUCAGAAUGAGUCCCGAACAGUUCAAUAAUCUUUGGGAAAAGCUUCCUAAAAACGAGAUUGGUUUUUUAAACUACGAAGAAUUUUUAAACGAAUGGUGCAAUAACUACAAGUGCGAUAAUGGAUACAGAUGUUCGAGGCCUGCAUCUCGAGCAAGUCAAUGUUCUUUGGCGUCCUCAAAGAGAUCUCUCCAAUCGACACCAAGAUAUAAUUGGAGAGAAAGACCAAAAACCGCUAGUUCGAUAGCCUCUUCCAAAUCUUCUUCUGCAAAGUCCUGUUUCAGACCAAGAUCGGCUGCAUCAAGCCAUUCUACAAUCAUAACCAAGUCAGUUGCGAUCGCAGGAUCAGAUGAGAACUCUGAUGAAGGAAACCUUAGGCUAGAAGGCUUGAAAUAUGGAGUGCUUACCAAUCAAGAGUAUAAACAAUUCCGAAAAUUAGAUUUCAGAAAAGAAAAUCCUGGUUCACGAAGUCGAAGUAUCAAUGGCUCUAUGUCUGCAAAAACAUGCUUUGUUAUACACGAAAAAAAGGAUGAAAAUGCCAUGAAGAAUGAAAUCAUGAAUAAUGGAUUUUUAGCAAAUGAGGCAAAUUCUUUCAUAAACAGUAUUAAAACAAGAUGGCGAGAUAUUUUAAGACGUUGUAAAGUUUUGGAUACAGCGAAUCAGAAUACUCUUCCGUGGAAAGAUUUUUUAAGUGUUUUAGAAAAAACUGGAAUUUAUGUGACUUCUGCCGUUGAGCAACUUUUGAACGUUCAAUUCAAUAUAAAAGUUGGUUUUCCUGUUAAUUAUUGGUUAUUCUUAAAAAAUAUUGUACUAAAUCUGGACAACUCAUUGAAUACAAAUCACCAGAUUAAGAGAACAACAGCUUCAGUAAAAGUGAAUAAUAAUGAUGUAACAGGAUUGAGCAAAGCUCUUCUAACAUACAAAGAUAAAAUUUUAAAAAAUUACAGAGAUUUACGAUAUGCAUUUCGCAGGAUUGAUAAAGGGCAUACAGGUUUCAUUAAGUCUUUAGAAUUCCGAAAAAUUCUUGGUUUAUAUAAAAUUCAAUUAUCCGAGGAAGAUUUCUUUUACAUACAAGAUUAUUUUGACCCAAAACUCACAGAACAAAUAAAUUAUGAUGCAUUUUUGAAUUCUUUUGCAUAAUAUAAUUUAUUUGAAAUGUAUCAGUAACUGUAUA
Parasteatoda tepidariorum (common house spider) is the source of this 4044-nucleotide messenger RNA. Lineage: Eukaryota; Metazoa; Arthropoda; Arachnida; Araneae; Theridiidae. The record is from RefSeq and is a predicted model, not a curated record.